Molecule: messenger RNA, 411 nt
Organism: Sphenostylis stenocarpa
Lineage: Eukaryota; Viridiplantae; Streptophyta; Magnoliopsida; Fabales; Fabaceae
Source: the annotation of a GenBank genome assembly
AUGAUUAAUGGGGUAUGGAAUCUUCAGAAAGUUCACACACCCAAAGAAAUGGCAUCAGAGAAUAAACAAAGCAUGAACAUGCAAAACAAAAGCACAGUCACAAAGGGAGUGGUGAUCACAGUCUACGUAGAAUCGACAAGAACGCGCUCAAUUAAACCAUCGGAGGAUCCCAAAAAGAAAACGAAGUCACAUUACAGAAUGCCACAAACUACAGGAUCACAAUCAUCACAAGGGUAUGAUCGUAGGGCUCAGCUCCUUGCUUACUCUAGACAACUCAGAGAAACUGCAGAGUCCCAAAAAAAUGUUAAAGUUCGAUUGCCCCACAACCAGUCACGGCCUAGAAGCAAGGCAAGUUCUCGCUUUUCUUCUCUUGCAACUAAUUGGUUUUCUUCACACGCCAAGAAUAUGUAG